AUGCCGGUGAUGGAGAAGCUCAAAAUGUUUGUUGUCCAAGAGCCCGUCGUGGCGGCGUCUUGCCUCAUAGCCGGAGUUGGUUUAUUCCUUCCAGCUGUCGUGAGACCUAUUUUGGACUCGUUUGAGACACCCAAGCAAGCCCCUCCAGCCGUUUUGAGUGAUGUCGUUGCUGGUAUGACGGCCAAGGAUGAGCUUGGAAACUCGGGUUUGUGA
Oldenlandia corymbosa var. corymbosa is the source of this 213-nucleotide messenger RNA. Lineage: Eukaryota; Viridiplantae; Streptophyta; Magnoliopsida; Gentianales; Rubiaceae. The record is from the annotation of a GenBank genome assembly.